GGCUGAUCACCCGCGCAAUACGCGGGCUCGAAAUAGCAGGCCAUGGCUUUUGCGUGUGAGAAUGCGUUCCCUCUUAUCAGUAGCUCCAAAUUCGUUUUGCAUUAUUGGCUUGCACGGUUCUGGGCGAAUAUCGUUACGGAAAAGAAGCGAUGUGAAAUUGUUCUCUAUGAAUUGGCACACUACCAGGGAGGGGCCCAAAAACGGCCACCACAGGACGUCGUCGAUCCACACAGCGCAACAGCCGCAACUGCUUCCUGACCCUUUUCAUAAUCAAUUUUGCACCACCCCCCAUCCAUCCAUCUGUCCAUGCCAUCCAUCAUCAUGCACACGACGGAUAUUAGUCCGGCGGGAAAGAAGAUCGAAAGCAAACCCCAGCUAGCCAGGGCGCUCGGCGAUACGAUCGAUCUAUCAACGUUCGAUUAUCCUGCGGGCCGUAUCAUUGCGCCUCCUUCGAUUGCUGCAGCUCAGCUACUGCACGCUCAUCAUGGACCACAGAGCUAUCAGAUACACCAGCAGCAGCAGCAGCAGCAGCAGCAGCUUCAACACCAGCACCCAGGGGCUGCCCUUCGCCGGAAGCUACCGGCGGCACUCGUUGGCAGUCCACUGUUCGGUGCGACUAACGUUAUCUCGCUUGCUACCCCGAUCAGCUCGGGAUGCAACGCGAAACCUCCCUCCCAUCAGUACGAUUACAGGUAGUAGUAGUAGCAGUAGCUUUGACCGGACGAAUGCCGGUCCCUUCGCCGAUCAACACUAUACGUAAUGGCCAACCUAGAGCCAUUUUCUCUGUCUUCUCUUCUCUCUUCUCCUCCUCCUCCUGCUCCUCCUCGUUGUAUCUUUGCGCUUAACAUUAUGAUUCUGCUUCGCCCAUUUUUGGUUCGCCUUCGUAUGUAGUGCCUCUAGAGAUUGAGCAUGCUUUACUCAUUAAGGGAUUUGCCGCAUCGGUGAAGGUUUGCUAAUGA
This is a messenger RNA of Anopheles darlingi, 959 nucleotides long. RefSeq lists its product as uncharacterized. The record is from RefSeq and is a predicted model, not a curated record. NCBI's taxonomy places the organism in Eukaryota, Metazoa, Arthropoda, Insecta, Diptera, Culicidae. The coding region runs from base 307 to 696 and encodes 129 amino acids. The transcript has a single exon. Gene Ontology annotation, molecular function: DNA binding.